Nerophis ophidion (straightnose pipefish) is the source of this 2792-nucleotide messenger RNA. Its product is annotated as variant surface antigen D-like. NCBI's taxonomy places the organism in Eukaryota, Metazoa, Chordata, Actinopteri, Syngnathiformes, Syngnathidae. The record is from RefSeq and is a predicted model, not a curated record. The transcript is spliced from 33 exons. The coding region runs from base 76 to 903 and encodes 275 amino acids.
CGAAUCUGCACCGCAGGGUGCGUUAAGAUGCCACUGAAGUGAAUAAAUAAUAUUCAGUGCAAGUGCUCGUUUUACAUGACAACAUCCAGCGUCAGCUGUCACACAACAAUGGAUCGUUUUUGGGGCUAUUUAUUUCUAUUGGUUUUCAUACCUUUAGUUUAUGGCCAGACGAUAGACCAAGCAGAUUUUUCAGGUAGCGGCAGCUCACAAGAUUUUUCAGGUAGCGGCAGCUCACAAGAUUUUUCAGAUAGCGGCAGCUCACAAGAUUUUUCAGGUAUCACCAGCUCACAAGACUUGUUCGUGACAACAGGCCGUACCGUUUCGACAGAUUUUUCAGGUAGCGGCAGCUCACAAGGCACUCCCAAUUUGCCAGUCAUGUCCGGUACAACAGGCUCAACCGAUUCGACAGUCAUGUCCGGUACAACAGUUUCCGGCAGCUCACAAGGCCCUACCGAUUCGACAGAAAUGCCCAGUCCAACAGGCCCUACCGAUUCGACAGUCAUGUCCGGUACAGCAGGCACUCCCAAUUUGCCGGGCAUGUCCGGUACAACAGGCCCUACCGAUUCGACAGUCAUGUCCAGUACAGCAGGCACUCCCGAUUUGCCGGUCAUGUCCGGUACAACAGUUUCUCCAGUUUCCAUCAGCUCACAAGGCUCAACCGAUUCGACAGUCAUGUCCGGUACAACAGGCCCUACCGAUUCGACAGAAAUGCCCGGUCCAACAGCCCCAAACGAUUCGACGGGUCCUUUCAACGUUUCAGUGCUCACACAUUUCAGAGCUCAAGUGAUCAGGAACGGUGAUUCGAACCUUACCCAAGCUUUCCAAAAUUUCUUCGAUGAACUGUUAGCACCCAUCUGUCCUAACUGCACCUUCGCAAUUAAUCUGACGCUGACCUCAACCUGACUGGCACUGGGAUUUGUCCUGUGAAUAUAGAUUAUUUCUGCUACUCUGUGAUUUCUAGGAGAUAAAGAGAUACAGACUGGAGGUGGAUGAAUCAAUCCAAAUAUAAAUAUUAUCGCUAUCAGGGUGGUAUUGGUAUCAUGAGCUCUGUGUCCAUUUUGAUUUUCACAAAUACCUGUGUAAUUCUCUGUUUUGUUGUUUACAUAUACACAUGUUAAUGCACAGUGAAGAAUACAACUAUUUUACGGCUGUCAAAAUUAUUACGUUAAUCCAUCAUCAUAAUCUGAUAAAAAAAUGUUAAGGCAAUUAACUCAUCUGCAAGGCAGAAUGACUCAAAAUGUCACGCCUGUAGAUCAUGUUUUGUUUUGGUCAUGUUAUGUUUUGUUUUUUGCACACUCAGUUCUGUUUUGUCUUCGUCUCCAUGCCAACUCUUUGAUUUUCACCUUGCCCUCAAGUCACGCCCUUGUCCUCAGCCCUCACACCUGUUUCUGAUUAUCAUAGUCAUUAUUUAAGCCAUUGUUUUUUUGUUUUCGUCCUGGCAACUUCAUAUACCUAUCCUGCACCUACCCAUGCUGUUCUGUUUUCUAUGCUGUCCAUACCACGUAGGUUUUUUGUUGUUUAUGCCACAGUGCAAGUUUUGUUAUAUAUGCCACAGUGCACGUUUUUGUUUGUUGUCUAUAGUCAUGCCAUUGUGCUAGUUUUGUUUUAUAGCCAAGUUUUCCGCCCUCGAGCGCGCAAUUGGUUUGCCUUUUGUUAGUUAUAGUGUUUAAAUAAACAAUAUGUACUCACAUUGACGUCUUGCUCGUCGAAGAAACAACCCAAAUCCAAGUCUCAGUUUGACAUAAAAUACCCAAAACGUCUCUGGCGGGGCAUUUCGAGCAGUUUGUCCUUGUGCAAAUGGGCAGUUAAUCUGGUAGUUACCGCUGCAGAAACAAACUCCAAUGCUCCAUUCACAUCUCUUGCACAUUUCUUGCCCCAAGAUGUUAACCAAGCACAAGCAAUAUUGUUAUUAUACGCGCUAGCACAAAGGAACUACUUUUAGCGGCGCCGUGAUCAGUAAUAAUUUAUCUGCAAAUUAAUUCCAGAUUAUAAAGCAUGCCGCUAACUUGUAUAGUAAAAGGUUGUGGCCAUAAACCGAAAAGUUGGUCAACUUUGACAUUCAACCUUUAGCCGGAGAUGGCGAGAAUUACACAAAAAGAUGGUCGCUUCUUAAACUUGCAGCUCAUCCGCAUUAUAUUUAGGCUUAAAAAUAAAAGGUUCUGGAUCAUCAUUUGUCCCAAAGAAGUCGUUUUUGGCUCUUAUGAAGUCUGCCAUGUUUAGUAGUUGUUAUUCUCGAAGGAAAUAGCGAACGCUGGGACGUAUCUAAAAUUAUUCUGCAAUUGUAUGCUUAAAACGACCAAAUUACGUAAAUAUUACAAGCUGUUAUUAAUGGGCCUGUUACUACUUUACAUAUAUAUCUACAGCACGCGGGAACAAUGAUGGAUGUUUUUACAGCGCUUUAAAGGCAAAAUAGAGGGAAUCCCAUUGCCUCUAUUGUUAGCUGACUUUUGCUAGCGUUUAUUUAUGAGUUAGAAUGCAUAAAAAAGGCAAAACCUAAGGAUUGUGAAUGACAAACAUGAUAGGCAAAAGUGCAGUUCUCCUUUAAAGGUGCACGUCAAGUGCAUAUUUGGUAUAUCCCUUCUUAACUCUGUUUGCACAUGCAAUAUGAAACAUGGUUAAUAUAGAAUGAUACUUAAUGGGGAUUGAUUGAAAUUUAUCUACAGCAACCCUGUGAUAAAUCUGAAGAUUUUUUUUUUAAACAUUUGACAGCAGGGAAAUGUAUAAAUGUAUUAUUUUGUGCUAUUGGCUUUAUUUUCCUGAAUAAAACAUUAAAUAAAAGGGCAAUAAUAGAA